UUAAAGGGAUGUGUGUUAUUUGGUGCAGAAAGUUUGUUUUGAUUUUCCUCUUUCCGUCCUUUUAGGGAGCUUUUCCGGGCACUUUCCGGAAAGACAAGUCGCAGCAGUAUUCAGGGAUAAAAGGAAAACUAUCCUAUUAAAUAAUUCUCAUUGAGAAAUCACCUAAAAUCAAAUAAUUUACGUAAUUUGUAAUCAGCCCAAUCAGCUGUUUGUGUUUUGACACAAGAAGUCUAUUUGUGUGGUGGAACCAGGAAGUUUUUGGUGUGAAAUAUUUGUGAAAAAAUGCCCAAAAAAGUGAUUUUACCUGCAGGAAUUUAACAUAAUUCCCUUCUUGGAUCCCAAAAGGCUACGUAUACGGUAAAAUUCAGCGGAAAAUCGCUGAAAAUCUGUGUGAAAAAGUGAUUGGAAAAUUUUGAUUGAAAAAAGGGAGUGACGCCACCAUUCGUCGUAAAAUAAUCUCCUCAAGUUUUGUUGAUAAGAUUGUGCUAACCACAGGAAAGUGGGCUUUUCCCCCAAGAGUAGGGAAAAGUUGAAUUGUGAGGAAUGUUGGUGCUUGUUGCAUUGCUAGAAUGCGUAGAAACGGGAAGAAAUGGUGUCGAGCUGUGAAUUAUUUGUGAUUUAUUGAUUUUUCCUUCAUUGGCGUCGCAUUGUGUAACCUUCGCUUGAAAAAUUCAGCUGCAUAGUGAAAAUGGAUGCACAAACGCAACUUCCGGACUUUCUGGGUAUCCCACUGGCUGCCCAGUGGAACUACACACAACCCCUGGAAAAUCUAAAGAUGGAUUCAAACAUGGUGUGGCUUCUGUGUUCCCUCCUCUCAUCCAUCAUCUGGGUCAUCUACAUCACCUUCUAUCACUCACGCGUGAUGGGUUACUUCAUCACGAAGCUUGCCAAUCGACUCUUCAUUAAGGCAGCCUACUUCCGGAUUGGCUCUCUCACACUCAAUCCACUCGCCGGGAAAAUUAUGUUCCGGGAUAUUGUUUACAUUUGCUUCGACUACACAAUUCGCAUCCAGGAUGGGUACUUUAUCUUCCGCUGGUGGAGAGCCUAUGUACCCAAGGAUGUUUCCGAGGAUCUCUCUCACUCCGACACACGCCUCUCCGUUAUGCUGAAUGGGCUGGAGAUGCAUGUCUACAAUCGCUGUGACCUCUAUUCCAAGCUGGAGAAGACUUUUGGACUGAAGCCCACCAUCCUUAUUCCUACGGAAAAUAUGUCGAGUGACGAAGCGAGUCAGAUAAAUGAGCAAGCAAUGAAUGUACACAAUCUCACGACUGAUAGAACAGACGGCGAGGGGCAGACGGGGAGUGCGCGAGAGAGGAAGAAAAAGCCACGACCCGAAGCAAUGACCGCAACAACAUGGAGAGACUUGAUACCUGUGAUUAAAAUUGACAUCUGCUCCAGUCGCUUUGUCUUUGGCAAUCGCCUCACACCCACCACGCUCUCAAUUUGCAUUGAGGAGGCUCACUGUGUGUACAGCACAAAGCCCGCCGUGUCGCGGCUUGAUCACUUCAUGCACUUUGUCAAGGCAAAGGCGGAGAAUGCCAAAGUUCUCCUGGCUCCGAGUCCCAAAUACACGGGACUCGUUGAUGAGCCACCUCGCUACAUGGGUGAGGGUUUUGUCGUGAUGAUGUCCAAUCUGUUGGAGCUGUACUUCUACAUGGAUGAAGCUGGGGUGGUGCCAGAACAGCCAGUUCUGCUCACCCUGGCAAAUGGAGAUGUAGUCGAGGCGGCACCACCAAUGUGGGGAAUUGAUAUAAAAUGCGGCAAAGGGACGGAUUUCAGCUAUGGCCCAUGGGCUGACAGGCAGAGGGAUCACCUUUUCAGAUUCUUCUUCCCACCAGAUUGGCAAACAAUGCAAGUUACACAACCCCCAAAGCCUGGAGAUCGGAGGCAGUAUCAAACAUUUGAGGUGAGCCUCAGCACCCUGGAUCGAGCCACAAUUGAUAUUCUCUUCUCGAAGAAUAAGGAAACGAAUGCUGUUCAUGUGAUAACUGGGCCCGGAUCCUACUUGGAGGUUACCUUACCGUGGAUAACACUCCAAGAUGGGUUCACGACAAAAGUAACGGGUCAACUAUUGGGGGCACGUGCUGUGGAGGCCACCACGAGUCUUCAGUACCGUAGUUUAGGUGAAUGUGAGACACUACAGUUCAACGUGAAGGUUCACUACCCAUUGCGUUGGAAUGAUCAUCAAGAGUGGAAUAUAAAUUUAACGGGAUCAAAGGCCACGGCGUACGUUGUGUACAGCCACAAGGACUUCUUUCAGGAUCUCAUUGAGGAUUGGGCAUCAAAGUCACGGCCUGAUAUUUUGUACUUUGUCCCCUACACGUGGAAAUUCUCAAUUCUCCUGAAAGAAUUUGAACUAAUAACGCUGAGUAAUGAAUACAAUUGGAUUGAUUGUUCAAGUACCAAUCAGGAGAAUCAUCAUCUUGCUUUCUGCGGGGAUCUCUUUGAUCUCAGCUUCACGUUGCCAUUUGAUGACUUCCUACCGCCAACGGUGCCGCUCAAGUUUUGGAUUCACGGUGAGGGUUUGGAUUUGAGCUUGUACCUCCCGGAGGUGUCAACGAGUAGGCCCAUUCUCAUUGGAUUGGAUGAGAAUGCACGAAUACUCACGCGUGAUGGGCAUGUGCGGAAACGUGCAGAAUUGAUGACGAAGAAAUGGCGGAGAAUCUGUCAACGAACUGCUGGAUGGAUUGACUGCUGGACCGUACCAAUUGUUGCCCUUGCCAUUCAGUAUAUCUACCAUCCGAUUCCGCCUCUUGGUCCAGAUCCUCAGGCGGACAUUACGACGCCUGAGAAGGAGGAGAUCCUCCUGAGUCCAAUGAGAAUUCCCAAAUUGCGUAAAUCUCCCGUAAUCACGUGGACGCAGUCAGAUCAACGAUUUGAUCCAACCACCCUGCCACCGGAUAAGGUGACUGUGGAGUUGGAAAUUGGAUCAUCGGUGCUAUUUGCCUAUGGGGCUGUCCUGCGGAAUUUUAUUCAUCUCAAAGAGAAUAUCUUUGGGGAGGAUCAAACAUUCACAGAUAUGGAGAUGUCAAAUAUAAAGACGAGUCCAACACAAAAUUCUGGACUCACAAAGGCAACACUCAUUGCGAAGGAUGAUCAGACAAAGUCUGUGUCGGAAGUGAGUGUGGGCACAGAGGAGAAGCCCAAGAGAUUCGAUCCACGUCUCUAUCGUCCCUUUGAGGUAACCGUAACGGUGACAAUUCACGACAUUCAGGCGCAUUUAAUAAAGAAUUGCACUGAGAAUGAUCCCCCAUGUCCGAUUAUUCUCAUUGAACGAUUGGGCUUUGAGAUGACGAAAACAUUCACGGAGACACAGCUUCAGGUGCUCGUUAGCCCGUCCUUUCUCAUCAUUCCGGACAAUUUGCCACGAAGCCCAAAGGAUAAGCACCUAAAGCAGGGUCACCUCUUGCUGUCAGCCGUCCAGGUGCGUGGGCAUGCGAUGUUCAGCAAUGAGGGGAGAUCCCUCGAUGAGGAUACACUGGAAUAUGGAUGGCUGUUGGAGGUGCAAUUGGGAAAAUUGUCCGGGAAGUUGACACUGCAGCAAAUGUGCCACCUUGUUACGGGACUCGAGACAUUCCUAAUGCUGGCAAUUGAUUCGGAGAAUCAACUGCGUCCCUCGAAGAAUCUACGGUACUGCCAUCAUGGGGUCCCGUCGAAUUUGUGUCCUCAUUCCAAGGAGGAUACACGCUAUCGUUGUCCAUCGUGUGAGGAUAUCAAGUACCGCAUGACGCGCGUUGCCAUUGAUGCCAUGGAUAUCUAUUUGGUUGAGAGUGGAACAGCUCUGCACACGUGGAUCUCACCCAUUCGUAUUUCCACGUGCAAUUUGCAUGGGCAGCAAGUUAAAUCGGGCAUCACGGGACUCCUCCCGACCGUCCUUAUUCGACAAUUUGUCUCAACUGGUGGGCAUUUCACGCACAUCAAUGGGAAUUCUCACAGCAAUACAAAUACAACUGGUAGUGGGAGAUCUUCGAAGAUUCAGACGCAUUACAAUCAGCAGCAGCAUCCCGGAAAAGAGGGGACGGAUAAAAAGGAGGAUUUGAAUGUUCUGUUUAAGCGUGAGGAGCAUGUGAAGGGGAAAAAGGAGGGAGAUCAUGGUGUUCACAGGAAGGAAUCACGCGAAAAGGAGGAUCUUCACGCAAGGAGAUCGCGUGAGAAUGAGCAUCAUUACAAACGCGAAAAGGAAGAUACUUUCACGUCUGUUUACUCGUCCGUAAGGGAUAGGGCACGGGAAGUAGAUCAGGAUCCUUGGCUUGAAGUUGGAUGUGUCUCCUUUGGACCAAUUAUCAUUGAAGCUGCUUCUGCUCUCCCCAUUCCUGAGCAUUGUCUCCAUUUGGUGCAGCACAACUACUUGAAGGUGCAUGAUGAAAAGUCAAAGAGAUUGUGGUUCCUCUGGGGAAUAAAUGUGGAGAAUACAAAAUGUGGCUGUGUCGGUGGUUGUGCUUUCUUUGGAUCAAAUAGAAAUGGGAUGAAUUUCUUCAAACCAACUGCUCAAGAUUUACACGACAACGUUAAUAUUGCACGAUAUCACAUUCACCCAAAUCCCAAAGAAUACGGAUUUGGUCAGAGUUUACUUCAUGAAGGGCAAUUAGUCUUCCACACUCCUCCCUAUAGCCUACAGCCGGUUACCCUUCAGGAAUGCUACGAGUACAUUUCAAAGCCAAAUCUUCGUGGAUCCCGCCAUGGUGUGGAUACAAAAUCCCCGCUUCCAGUUCAGAAACAAGAAAGUAUUUAUGUUAGUAAAUCAGAUACAUCACCCAAUAGUACGUUGAUAAAACCCUGUGCGGAUUAUCAUGAAAAGACACUGCCCAAGAUGAAGGAGAAGGGUUCCCCACUAUCCGGGGAGCGCAGAGGCAGGAGGUUUUCAUACACAAAUUCAAGACAAAAUAUUCACGACGUUCCGUAUGCUCGUCUAAUUGACACCCCAUCGAAGGGCGGAAGAUCUCGUGAUCAAUGCGAUGGUGGUCGUUUGUCGCAUACUGGCCCCAUAAGGCAGGACUCUGCAUCACGUUUAUCCGCAGCCUCCCCGCGGGGUUUGCAAAUUCCACCGCCAAAGACAAGUGCGUCGGAUUCAAGGCUCACAGUUGACUAUUUUCAUCCAUCUGAUGAAUUGGAUUUAUCCGUUGAGAUGUCCUCAUCAGCUCCACCGCCACAGCAUCCCCUUCAGUCGGAUUCGGAGCAAUCACUGAGUCCGCACAUUAUUUCCGAAGAAGCCAUAAAUCGUGAAGUUCAGCGAACAAUCUCGCUGACAUCGGAAAAUCCCUCUGAGGCCUUCUUCUCAGCCGAUGAAGAUAUUCACGCAUCACGUAGCUCCAGCCUCAAGACGGCGGAUAUUGUGAUGCAUGUGCCAAAGAAGAGAUUUGCAUCGGAUCUCAGUAUUGGUGGGCAGAAUGAUUUGGAUAGUAAACUCUCAACUCAUCGUAGUGAUUAUGAAAUAAAUACCCCUGAGCAUCGAAGUUUACCCAAGAGGCCACAGAGUACGGCUGAAUUUACCGGAGACGAGAGAAGAAUUCACGGUCUUGCCACACCACUUCGAAAAUUUAGCAAUAUUUCACCAAGACCAGAAUUUCGUCACUUUAAACCAGUGUAUGAUCAUAUGGACUCACAGGAAUCCUCAAGUGAUUCCCCAUCACUCUCCUCGACAUCCUUCAUAUCGGCUCUGUCGUCGCAGGAGGAUAUAACUCUUGUGAAUUUGCACAUGCAAGUUAAUCGUCCCAUUGUGGAUUCACCCCUCCUGAUGGCCAGCUAUGUGACGCAUUUGGCUCAAGUGCGCUGCACCAAUUGGUCCCACUGUUCACUGCCCUACGGGGCGGAUUCCUUCUCAAUGCCGCUUUUCCAGCAAAAUGAAGACGGUGGUCUGGUGUACAUUGGUGGGAAGAUGGUGCCACACUUUGACACCUGUUCCAAUUGGCGCGAAGUGAGAAUUCUCACAAGAAGUGAUCCAGCCACGAGCUCUACUUUACCAUCGAGCUCUGGCUUGCCCAAAUCUCAUCCAUGGGAUCCAUCAAUUAUGAUCAAGAAUGACGAGCAGGAGAAGCAUAAAGAAAGUGAAGAAAAUGAGUUUAUCAGCCCAAUGGGUGGUGAGACAGCAACAAGAAAUUCCGUUGUGGUUCGUUGCAAAGGUCAAGCUGAUGUGAUGGUAACUCCACUCUUACUUGAAGGGCUUCAAAGAAUGAUUGAAUCGUUAACACCCACACUUGCCACGCUUCACCCUCUAACAAUUAUAAAUUAUUUGCACGGUUCGUGCAUAAGAAAGGUGGAGGCGGCAAAUAUCCUGAAGAGAGAUCAAUCUCUCAGCUAUUGGUCACAAGUACAUUCCAAUUCGAAGAGAUCAACAGCUGAGAGAAAUCUCCAAGGGCCAGGAGGGCCAGUUCUCACAGAUGUCUACGAAGAGAGUAUCUCAACGCAGCUUCAGGGUUUGGUUGUACUGCCGAAGAUUAGUGUAUCGAUGAUUCAGAGUUCAGUUGUUGAGGAAGUCAUAUCAUUUGCUGCAUUGGACAAUGUGCAGGACUUGAGUUGUGCAUCCCUCCUUGUUGUCUGCUUUGACAGUAUUUCCACACGAUUCCACUUUGCAAAGACAACCAAGGCGUCCAUGCACACCUUCACGCAGCCCGCAAUGAGAUCAGGAGGACUCAAGAAGGGGGGAAUUAUUCGUGGGACAACGCGAGCCCUGCUAGCGCACUUAUCAUCGCAAUCGCGUCCGGAUAAUGUUCCCGGAGAACCUGUUCUGAUUGAGACAUCAGAGAAGCAACUGGAGGAACUUGUGGUUACAUUGGACAUUGGGAAGGCUCAUGCUCAGUUGCGAAGACUCAAGAAUGAAGGGUGUGCCCUGCAGGAGAAUCAGACAAUUGUUACGGCAAUUCCGGCGCAUCGCAGUCGUGCCAUGUUUGAGUGCACAAAGUACCCCGAAGAGCCAUCCCUUGAACCCUUUGGAUUGGGCUUUAUAAUGUUUGAGGGUGGUCUCGAGGGGAUUGGUGUGAAGAUUGUGAAACGAUCGCAAUUUGAAAAGUCCGAAAAUGCUCAGGAUCGCCUCAAGGAGCAACCUGCAGAGGUGGAGACGAGUGUGGAAGUCCAAGCGUUGGCGAAGAAGUCAAAUCAACAGCCGGCAUCAACUUCUGCAACGGAUUCCGCACCGAAUACGGGGAAAUUGGGUGAAAAUCGCCUCUCAGGCGGAGGGAUAAGCAAAAAGCCCCUCACACCGAAGCCAAGUACACCAAAAGAGAAAUUAAUGAUGGGAUUGGAUUUCAAUAAGAGUCGCGAUAAGGAGAGUGGGAGCAAAGAUGGGAAGACACCGCAAGUUCCACAGCCUAAACCCACUGAGACGGUGAUAACGGUUGAAGAGGAAGCUCCAGGGAAGGAGGGAAGUGGGGCAAAGGCACAACCCGCAGCUGGGGGUGGAAGUACCGCCGUUGUGGCGAAGAAGAAUGACAAUGGGAAGACAUCAUCGUGCAUAAUUGACUUGAAGACAGUUUGGUUUAAUUUUGCAGCACCCCCGAGGGUGCCAAUAACGCGCAAAAUUGACUACACGAGGCUUGAUUGGAAUCUUCUGAGUACAGCAUCACCCGCAAUUACCGCAUGGAUGAAUCCGAGCAAUAGAUUUGCAAUAAAACUCGUCUCAAUGAUGAAGGCCAUGCAUCAGCGUCGAACGGCCGUUGCUGCAAGCUUAAUGGCCGAUGGGCUGGAAGUUCAGGGCAUCCAUCGUCCACCCAAGAGUCGCUAUUCGAGGAAACUCACGCCACUCUCGAAGACGCUGCAGGAGGAUCCAAGUUGCCAACUCUGUACGAUUAUGCAGAAAUAUAUUCUGCAGGAAAGUGUAGAGAAGGUUGAAGCGAAUCUAAAGCAACAGGAUCUGCCGCAGCUGAAUGUUUUGCGUCAGGGAGUGAUUGUGCUGAGUCGUCAAUGGAAGAAUACUCUGUACAAUCCAAUGUUGUUUGAACAUCAAUACAAGAAUAAACUCAUCCAACCCGUCAAUGUGGCUUUCUCCAUGCAACCACUCGAUGAGGAUUGUGAUGAUGUGGAUGAUAUGGACACUGAAACAUAUCCAAUGGGUGUUAUAAAUGACUCGGAAGAAACAGAACGUACAAUGCUUCUGGGUCAAGGUGUGGUUCCUCAUCGCAAUGUUAUUAAAUUACCCGAUGAUGCGGGAGCUACGUCGGUGCAUAAUUCAAAAUUGUCUGAUUCCGUAAAUACGUCGCCGAGUUUGAAGUCCGGCAAAGGGAAUAGGAAGAAGUCAAUAAAGACACAACAAUCUUCCACGAGACACUCGAGUAUUCAGAUGUUCCCAAUUAUUUCGGGCUUUGUGGAGAAGCAGGAGCCACAGAUUGAGUACGGAACACUGCGGGAUGGUUCAUUGCCGUCAAUUUGUAGCUCAUCGGAUUCCCUUGAGAAAGCCUGGAGUCCACCGCCGAAUCACAAAGAGGACUUGUACUCGUGGAUGGCGAAGCAGCAGCAUGAGAGUGAGAAGAAGGAGCACAGGGAGCGUCAUCAGGAUCGUCCGGCAACGCCUGUACGACCUACGGGCACAACAACGGUCGUACAGUCAUCAAAUGGCUAUGUUCAGGACUCUGUUCGUCUCCUCGAUGCUCACCUUAUCUUUGAGCCACUCUUGUCGUGCUUGGGCGUCAUGCCGCAGCAAAUGGUGAACAAUAAUCCAAAUCCUGAUGUGUCCUUGGAUAGUUUGGGAACAAAUCUCUCUCUCGUUGGGUCAUUUGAUACAUUGAGGAUUGAUAUUGUUGUCUCUGAAGCUGGAGAUAAGAAGCCUAAAGCUAAAAUUGGCAAGAAAUCCAACGGCAAGUUUGUACUGACAAUGCCACCGGAAACACCGGCAUUUCUCUGUGAGCGUGUUGGAGUUGAAAUUGAAGUACUCAAAAUGGCCGAUGGCUUCCCCGAAGAUGCCAAUCCGAAUGUCCUGUACCUCUCACGGGGGCAAUUGAAGAAGCACACGAGUACAGUGAUAAAUUUCAGCCUCAACAUUCGCUACAUUUCACAGCAGGUCAAUAUGCCACUCCUGCGGCUUCUGCAUCAAAUUACAAAUAUGUACCAGAAUGUUAAGGAAGCUCAGAAUGAGUUGCGGGAGCAACCGGAAACGGGAAAACGGAGUGUUCCCAUUAAGGAUGAAUCGAGUUUGGCGUCAGAAAUGAAUGAUCCAACCCUUUUGGGUUCAAUUCAUGAGCCCAUUUCACAGUUGGAUAGCAGUAUAAUGGAUGAGCAUUAUGAUAAGUUCAAUGAAUCCUAUCCCAUUGGACAUUCAAUAAGCAGAACACGUCUACCAUCCCUGGGGCCUCUUAUCCCACUCACACCGUCUCCAAGUUCACGCAAUCGCCCUCAGAGCUUUGCCCAGAAGCUCCGAUCAACGAGUAAGAGUGUUAAAGGGAAAUUGGGAUAUAUAAAUCUCACAGAGACAGUCUCCACCCCAAUUAAAACAAGCCCCACCGUCUCGACAUUCGAGCAAGCCUAUCCGGCACUUCAGAGGAAUCCCGUAGAGUCAAAAUACUCACUAACUGGUGCAGCAUCGAGUACUUAUGGGGGUCCUUUAGUGAAUGAAGCUUUUGUAGACUAUGCAGCUCCAUUUGGACGAUCAUCCUUCGAGGGGCCUACAAAUGGGACCAUUGAGCACACGAUAGUCACACCAAAAUGCUGGAAGACAAUUUACCAUCUUCUGAAUUUGUAUGCAACAAUGCCAGAGACCAAGACUGUGUGCCACAGGGUCUCCGUGUCUCCGGAUGCAAUUGAUAACUUUAAAUCAAUCCGACGCAGCAAUAUUGAGAGGAAGAGUAGUCAACGAGGGGGUGGCGGUGGUGAAGGAGCAGCUGGUGGGGAUGAUGUUGAUGGAAAUGGAACUCCUGUUCCACCAGCUGCGGGAGUUGUUGCGAAUGAAAGGACACGGUUGGUGGUGUUUGGUGUGGCAAAAAUUCACCGGACGCGUCUCUUGGCCACACUGAGUGGCUUGAAAUUGGAAGCUGAGAUUACAGCCCUGCAAAGUAGUGCAACGUGGAGGAAGAAAUCACGUCCAGCUGUACUCGAGUGCUCCCUCACAGGUCACAUUGGUCGUGCAAUGAUUGUCCUCCUGGAGGGUGUUGCGCCGAGUCAGCAGACUGUUGUGAAGGUGACCGUUGGCAAGAGUCAGACACUCUAUUCGAGUGUUUCGAGGCGCGGAAAGGACAAGAAUAGCGGCUUACUGUCUAUUGGACCCGUUAACAUUGACAUUCCACAGCAUCCGGUGGCAUUGCAUGGGAUGAUGACACGAAGCUCAAAGCAACUCUCGUCGACCCUGCAAGAGUUGCGUGUUACGAGAUCAUCUGCACGACUUUCACGGCAGAAUGAUGAGCCAGAUUCCCCAAUGCAUGCGCGUGAUGCAAAGGAGAAGCAAGCAAAGAAGCCAAUGUCGAGUUCUAAGGCGGCAGCAGGAAGUAGUAGGAGUGCUCUCAUUCAGCCACUUGUGAUGCAAUUCAAUGUAAUCCUUCAGAGUUUAUCCGUAACUGCGGCACUGUUGCCAUCGCUUCAGGCUCAGUACAAAAUGGAUCAUGUGUCGUCCACGGGGGUGACGGGAAGUAAGGCAAAGUUCACAAUUGACCUCCCGAGUCAUUCGCUGAGUUUCACAACGAAGAUUCACGCAAGUGAGGCUAAUUUGCCAUCAGAGGCAUCCAUUGCACUGCCCCCGGUGCAUGUAAGUGCGGAGUAUGUGCCGGAAAAUGCCCCACAGGAUGUUCCAAUUGACGGGGUGGUUCUACGGCAGGGUGGUUAUGUGUCAGCUUCAGCUGAAAUUGGAGUAUUUGAGCGAUGCCUCACAACGGAUCUCCUCAAUCAUCUUGUCUUUGUGCAGAAGGUCUUCAUGAAGGAAGUCAAUGAGGUGGUGCAGAAGGUGUAUGGUGGGGAGAAGCCUGUUCCUCUUUGGUUGGAGGAAAGCGACGAUAAUGGAUCAUCCCUCAAGAGAAUCCUCUUCUCCCUCAAUAUUCGCGUAAAGCAAAUUCAAUUGACCGCAACAACACCGUGCAAUUCAGCGGUUCGCUUCGAAACGGGCCAACUUGAGCUACAUCUCUCGAAUCGUGUGAAAAAUCUUGCAGAAGGAUCGAGUACGAAGCUCUUUGGUAAAGCCCAAAUUGAUCUAAAUCUCUCAUUGGGGCAAAUAAUAAAGAAUGUCAUGUUCGAUGAGGCUGAACCGGAAUUCCAGCAGUAUGCCUUCUUCAAUACAACAAUUGGGCUGAGGAAUGCCUUCCAGGAUGAGAUGCUGAAUGAUGAUAAAGAAUUGGUCUUGAUCACGUUGAAGCGUCCACUGAUCUACAUUCAACCCGUGGCAGUAGAUAAGGCAAUCCUCGUGUGGCUGAAUUACAAGAAUGCCUAUGAGUAUUGGGCAGAGAAGCGAGCAAAUCUCAAUAAGGAAGUCUUAACGGCAACACAGCAAGUUUUCGAAAAGGUUCCCUUUGGCCAGCUGAGUCAGCACCUCAGUACACCCAACUUAUCCACACUCUUCCUCCAGCUGACUGUUGAGGAUAUGGGAAUCUGUAUGCCCCUGAAUCCCUUGCCACUGACAAAUUGGGGACAGAGAUCAAUUCAGGACUUUGAAUCCCAUGGAGCUGUGGUCAUAACGUUGGAGAAUACGAUCAUUUCCGCAUGCAAUUCGGGAUCGUUGGUGUCAAAGGGGCGCUUUGUGGGGCUCUGUUUGCGCUUUGCCGAUGACUUUGAGACCUCCCUGGAUGAUUGGAAGCCAAAUAUGAAUGAUUCGAGCAUCAUGAAUCUCUGUGUUGUCUCCGAGGGGACGUACGAGGUGUGCUCCCGGACAAUUGCAGCUAAACAAUACCUUGAGAAUGCCAAAUGGAUUCUCAAUGUAACGUGGCAAAUGGAGGGGGUUGAUAUUCAUCUCGAUGUGAAUAUUGGGAAGCAACUCUCAGCCCUUGGGCACACAUUGACCAUGCUAACGGGCUCGGAGGAGGAUGAACCGAUAACAGUUGAGAGUGCCGAUAGUGAUGAAGGUGAUCAGACAGAGGAUAAAUUCGAAGAGGAUCCAACACAAUCAAAACGUAGUAUAAUGGAAUCUUUGCCAUCAUUUGUCUUUGACCCGGCCAUUGAUACAAAGAAGCGCUCGUUGAUGAUGGAGAAGGAGAUGAAUGAACAGUUGAAGAUUAUCAGUGAUCUCCGUACCCUUGGAGCUUCCUACAAGACUGUUGCGCAAGAAGAGAGACGCCUACAGGAACUUCAAGCUCUCUGCUAUAAAUACUUCCGACGCGAUAUGAUUCAGAAAUGGAAACGUCCUUCAAUGCGACGUUCAAUGCUGAAGACGGCAAAUCGUUCGAGAUCAUUUGUAAUUCAAUCGCCUACGAAGGAGGAUCUCCUUGAAUGUGGGGAGAUUCACCUUCCUGAGAAGGUCAAUGAUGGCGAUGGUGGGAGCUUGCAGAGUUCACCGCAUUCGGGACCAUCGAGGAGUGCUUCGCUGAAAAUGCGCAUCCCCACGGGACCUCGUGUCACGUUCACGGACACAAUGAGGCAAUCAUCGCUGCCAAGUGCGGAUUCGGAGAUGAAUUUCCACGAUGGCGGUGGUCUCGAGUGGCCAUCGUAUGAUAGUUCAAUGCAGGAAAUCCCGCAUAUGCUGGACAUUGAUGGGGAGCAGGUGGAGCUGCGGAAGAAGAGCCCAAAUCAUCCGGUGAAGCAGCAAGAUCCGAAUGUGGACUUUGAAUUGGACAUUAAAGUAUUGGUGAAUUCCGGAAAGUGUGUGCUGUACACAAAGGAACCGGAUGAUCGGAUAACGAGUACCCUCCUCACGGGGGCACGUCAUCAUAAGCGGGAGAGGAGCACUGGGACAGAUUGGGGGAGUCCCGUGCCACCGAGGAGGAAUAAAGACAAAUCCCGGCUACGCUACAAUGCCAACCACACCCUCCUGACUGAAUUGACAAUCUUCCACAUUCCCGGACUCGAUGUGAAGCUGAACUAUCAAUCGAAAACCAUUCCGGAUGAUUCAUCACCGCGGCUCAGUACGACGGAAUCAUUCAGCAGUGGACGGCGCUUGGGGUCGAAACGUGCCUCAUUGUUUGCCUGGAUGACACUGCAGAGUAUCCCCGAGGAGACAAUCAUAUCGCCGCAUAUUCUUGAAUUUCUCGAGCAAACACUCGAACCAAUCCCGAAAACAUCACUCGUUGCACCAUCAAAUCCCGUCAAUAUUGAUCUUCUGCAGGGAAACUAUGUGGCCUAUGCCUCAUUCCCUGUGGAUGUUAUUGUUUACUUUCAUAUGCAACCCUCUACGUUUAGAUUCUCCUGCCUGCCCGUGUCACGUGUUGAGUGUAUGCUUCAAUUGCCCAGCUUGGAUAUUGUCUUCAGUUCCAAGAGGCAAGAGAGUGGUCCUGAACAUGAGGCUAAGACAACCUCAGGUGGUGGCCUGAGUGUAACAGGAUGCCUGGCGGAUUUCAACGUCUACAUCUUCCAUCCGUACGGUGGGAAGAAGAGUGGCAUUAAAGAGGCACAGUUCUCACCACUUGCUGACAGUGAGCGCAAAGAUUCUUUGAGUAUUAAUGUGGAAUUCGUAAAGUUUCACCUCACACGCUCCCGAACAGUUAACUAUGAAUCCUUGACAACGAAGAAAUCCGAUCAGAGGGCAGUUAUUCGUUUCUCAACCAUCGUAGACAUUGGCAGUGCAUCCUUCAAGUACGACAUGCGACGUCUCACGGAGAUUCUGGCUUUCCCGAAAGCCUGGUACAGGCACAGCAUUGUGAGGCGGCUCUUCCUUGGGGAUCUCAGUGUUCAACAAACAAGUACGGGUGAUUUGGACUUUACACCUUCGGAUGAGGGCAAAGGGUACACAAAGAGUGUUGGAGGAUCAUCGUCAGAGCGGAGUCCACUGCUCAAGGAGAAGUUACGGCUGAACUUUGACAAUGACGUAGUCUCAAAGGGGAUGAAGCUCAAGGAUAUGGAGAAAUCAUCGAGUUUGGAUUCCAAUACAUCCCCAUCGGAACCCAAUCAGGUCACCGCAUGGGAGACUCUCGUGCUCUUUGCGGUGAACUUCAAGAAGCUAAAUGUGCAAAUGAAUAUGGGCAAUGUCAUGGGGAAUGUGGUGUGGCUGACAAAGGCAUUCCGCAGUGAAGGAAGACUGAGUAUUGGGAGUACGGGACAUAAGAAUAUGUACAUUGGUAUAGGAUUGGGGAGUUCAACACUUGAUGCGAAGGGUGGCAUUGUGGGUGGGACGAUUGAGUUGAGUAAAAUUGAUACACAUAUGCGUGUUCAGGAGGAGCCUGGAUGUCAACCGCAUCACAUGAUGGGCAUUAAAUUCCUUGCGCUUGAACUGAGGCUGGACUACAUGGGUACGAGUGUUCUCAUGAAGAGAAUUAGCUCCCUCAAUGCAGCUCUGGAGGAUAAAUGGGAGAACUCAUGCGAUGGUGAGGUGGAUGGAAGGCCAAAGAAGCCUCCUGUUAUUCUUAUUCAUGGAGAUUUAAGCUGGGAUCAAUUACAGGUGCUAAUUUCAAAAUCAACGACUGCUGAUCUCCUAAAAAUGUUCUAUAAACUAGAAGAAUUCUUCUCGCAGCAAUUUAAAUCGUCAAAGAGGGUCUUUUCAUCCCUUGAACCGCGUUUCUCCACCACAGCUUCCGGGAGAACAAAUAGCCUGAAGAGGCGUCAAAUGCAAUUCAAGAAACGGACCAUUUCCGUGACAGACAGUGGCAUUGUUACGCCACGUGAUCAAAGUGCUCAAGAUGCACGACAUCAUAGGCACUGGCAGAAGCCCCUGAAGCAGGUGCUUGGCUUCUAUUUACCCUCAUUUGCAGGGGAUGCUGGGCAGGGGACAGUUCUCGGGGGAACAAUGGAAUUGCAUGGGAAUAACAUCUCCCUCGCGUGCUUCCAUGGGAUUAAUUUUAAAUCCAAAUCAUGGGCAUUAUUCAGCUUAAGGGAUCCAUGUAUAAAUUUCGCCACGGAGGCACAACCCAUUGAGAAUACGGAGGAUGUGCACAUAAAUCAAACGUUGAUCUUCAGCUUGGGUAUGAGUGCACGGACACAGCCACAGAGUCAUUCAAUGGCAACAGUUUGCCGGAUGACGCGCAACAUUAUCUUCCCGCCGCAAUUUAAGACGCUCCACGAGUGGUUCCACUAUGCUUUUGCCAAUUCGGAAAUUGAUUCAGUUGAUCGUUUCCCUGUGUUGGAGCGCGAGAGGCCGGAGCCAAAUACGAAUUCCAUUGAGAAGGUGCGUCAGGGUGCAGCUGGUGGGGGGCCACAGGCAAAGAGUCAAGAUCCCAACCACAAUCGUGAGGUGAUUUUCGCGCUACCAAGUUUGAGGCUACAGUUCAAGACGGAGCACAUGCAGGGAGCAGCAACUCCGGAAUCGAGUCAAGAUGAGAAGCCCGUGGUUGAAUGUAGCUUCAUUACGGAAUUUGAGGAUCAUAUUUUCGUCACAGUGGACGCCGAUGCAUUCUUCUUCCUUCACGAUCUCAUAACGUCGUACCUCAAGGAGAAGGAGAAGGUUCUCGCAGCAGCUGGCUAUACUCGAUCAGCUUCACCGAAUGUCCCUACGGCGAGUGGUUCAAAUGUAAGCCAAGGGCAGAAUUCAAUGGGAUCCGAUGGGAAGUUGGCAGCAGGAACUGCAGCAGAUGCCGAUGGUACAAUGGUCAAUGGCUCCGAUGGGGCGUCAAUGCAGCAACAGCCGAAUCUUACAGUGUCCGAGGAUAAGGCAGUGAAGAUUGAUAAGAUGGACAUGGAGGCAUUUGUGAAGGAUUGGCGUGAUUUUGUGUGCCGUACGUGGCAUUUGGAGCCAACGGUGCGCCUCCUAUCGUGGGCGGGUAAAUCAAUUGAGCCCUAUGGCAUUGAUUACAUUCUCAAUAAGUUGGGAUUCAGUCAUGCCCGCACCACAAUCCCAAAAUGGCUACAACGGGGCUUUAUGGAUCCACUGGAUAAACUUCAGGCACUCAUGAUGCUGCAACUCCUCUCAAUGGUCAAGGAGAAUCGCGUGCAGAACAACUAGGAAGUAAAUUCCCGUAAGUUCGUCAACUUCUUACUCUCUAUCGACAAAAUAAAACAAAACGUCUUGACCCCAAUCAUAUACCAAAGAUUUUACUCUUCACCAUUAGCGGUUUAGGCGGUAGGUAUUAGAUUCUAGGGAAAUCUAUAGUGAUCUUAGUGAUGGUAUAUACAUAAAUAGUUACAAGAUAAAAAUAAAGGGAUAUUCAGAGUAAAAGAAAA
Lutzomyia longipalpis is the source of this 16146-nucleotide messenger RNA. It is a transcript of the gene tweek, whose product is annotated as bridge-like lipid transfer protein family member 1. NCBI's taxonomy places the organism in Eukaryota, Metazoa, Arthropoda, Insecta, Diptera, Psychodidae. The record is from RefSeq and is a predicted model, not a curated record. Gene Ontology annotation, biological process: synaptic vesicle endocytosis. The coding region runs from base 689 to 15928 and encodes 5079 amino acids. The transcript has 21 exons.